Molecule: messenger RNA, 2418 nt
Organism: Arabis nemorensis
Lineage: Eukaryota; Viridiplantae; Streptophyta; Magnoliopsida; Brassicales; Brassicaceae
Source: the annotation of a GenBank genome assembly
AUGGUUGAUAAGAGUAAUAAUAAGAAGAGGAAAGAGUUCAUCAGUGAAGGAGACAUCGCCACUCUUUUGCAGAGAUAUGAUACCAUAACGAUACUGAAGUUGCUACAGGAAAUGGCAUAUUAUGCUGAAUCCAAGAUGGAUUGGAACGAGUUAGUGAAGAAGACCACUACUGGAAUUACCAGUGCUAGAGAAUACCAAUUGCUGUGGCGGCAUCUUGCUUAUCGAGAUUCUCUCCUCCCUGUGGAAGAUAAUGCUCAACUUCUGGAUGAUGAGAGUGACAUGGAGUGUGAAUUGGAAGUUUCCCCUGCCGUUGGCGUUGAUGCAGUAGCGGAAGCUGUUGCGCAUGUGAAGGUGAUGGCUGCUUCCUAUGUACCAAGUGAGUCUGAUAUUCCCGAAGACUCAACGGUUGAGGCUCCCUUGACCAUUAACAUACCUUAUGGCCUGCAUAGGGGGCCUCAGGAACCAUCAGACUCGUAUUGGUCUUCAAGAGGGAUGAAUAUCACCUUUCCUGUUUCUCUUCAGAAAGCAGCUGACGGACUUAAUGGAAAUGGGUUAGCUAGUAGCAUCGCUCCUCGGAAGAGAAGAAAAAAAUGGUCAGCUGAGGAGGAUGAGGAGCUGAACGCUGCUGUGAAGCGACAUGGUGAAGGCAGCUGGGCCCUUAUUGCUAAGGAAGAGUUUGAAGGAGAGAGAACAGCCUCGCAACUCUCACAGCGGUGGGGUGCUAUAAGGAGAAGAGGUGAUAUUCCAAACUCUUCUACCCAAUCUGGCCUACAGAGAACAGAAGCACAAUUGGCAGCUAAUAAUGCGUUACAUAGAGCGGUGGGAAAUCGGGCACCCCCAAAAAAACUUGCAGGUAUACCUCCAAUGCUUUCAUCUGGUAGCAUCACAGGAGCACAGCCCAACGGUGCCAACAGUAGUAGUUCAUUGCAAGGUCAACAACAGUCUCAGCCAACAGUUCAAGGAUUGCCCGGGGUAGCAACAUCCGUUCCAACUACAAAAUCCCGAGUUACUGCAAAGAAAACAACAGCAAAUUCUACUUCGAGAGCGGAACUAAUGGUAACAGCUAAUUCAGUAGCUGCUGCAGCCUGUAUGUCUGGUCUGGGAACUGCUACAUUUGUGCCAAAGGUUGAACCAGGAAAGAAUGCUAUUCCUGCGUCAGUGCCAAAGGUUGAAGCCAUAAAAACUACUUCUGCAGUCUCUUUGCCUUGUCCUUCCGGUAUGUCUUCAGCACUGAAUGCAGAGCCUGUAAAAACCGCUUUGACAGCCUCUUUGCCUCGUCCAUCAGGUAUAUCAUCAGCACUGACUGCUGAGCCUGUAAAAACCGCUUCGGCAGGUGCUUUACCUCGUCCAUCAGGUAUAUCAUCAGCACUGAAUGCUGCUGAGCCUGUGAAAACCGCUUCGGCAGCCUCUUUGCCUCGUCCAUCAGGUAUAUCAUCAGCACUGACUGCUGAGCCUGUGAAAACCGCUUCGGCAGCCUCUUUGCCUCGUCCAUCAGGAUUAUCAUCAGCACUGACUGCUGAGCCUGUAAAACCCGCUGUGGUAGCCUCUUUGCCUCGCCUAUCAGGCAUAUCAUCACCACCGAAUGCUGAGCCUUUAAAACCCGCUUUAGUAGCCUCUUUGGCUCGUCCAUCAGGUAUUAUAUCAGGAUCAAAGGCUGAGCCUGUUAAAACCUCUUCCGCAACCUCGUUGCCUCGCUUAUCAGGUAUUAUAGCACCACCGAAGGUUGAGCCUGUUAAAACCGCGUCAGCAGCCUCUUUGGCUCGUCCGUCAGGUAUUCUAUCAGCACCAAACGCUGAGCCAGUAAAGAGUACUGCUGUGGCUGCUACUAGCACUCAAGCGGUUGGACCUUUAAAUAUAAGGCAUCCAGUUAAUGGGAGCCCAAACCACGUGAUAUCUUCAUCAACUUCUAAUAAGCCUUCACCUAUGGCUCCUCUGUCCAAAGGACCUACAAUCCAGAUUAAUUCAAAUCCUUCUGGUUUUGCAUCGUCAAGGUUGGUCCCCACACAGAGAGUUCCUGCGGCUACUGUAAUGCCAAGUGUAGGCGCGGCAAUGACCGCCUCUUGCAAGCCUGUUGGUGUACAGAAAGAGCAAAUUCAGGGAAAAGGAGCAAGCCCCUUGGUUACAACAACACAUCAGCCAAAUGAAACCGUCUCAACAAACUCAGUGAUUAGCACAGGAAAGCUGGUGGCUGCAAAAGUGGAGACUCCUCCUAGUAUUGUGCCUAGGAAAAACCAAGUACUUCAGACUGAAGUUGGCAGCCACACCGAUAAAAGUUUGUUGGCUAAGCCACCUGUAAAAGAGAGUAGUACGACGGCUUCACCUCUUGUUGGAGCUGAGGCUGAAUCAAAACCCAAAGAUGAAGCAAGGAAAGGAAAAAUUCCAGGUGUUGCAGCCGUGACCGGGCUGAAGGGGUUGUAG